UGUUGGAGAGGGAGAGGAGGAGACUGGAGAGGUGGUCGGCUUUUGCCGCUAGCACGCGCGACUAAUCCGGGCACACGACCGACCGCAUGCGGCCGGCGUAGACAUCUAACGCAAGCCGGGACGCGAACAUCUCAACACCUCCGCAGCUCGUUUUUUUUAUUUCGCCCUGCUGCUGUUCGGAGCUUGGUUCCUAGGGUUUCCAAGAUAUCUGCCGUUGUCUGAUAUGUCGUUCGAUCUGGUUCUUAAACCGGCGUGCGAGGGAUGUGGGUCGCCGUCGGACCUCUACGGGAGCAACUGCAGGCACAAAACCCUAUGCCCUUCAUGCGGUAAGACCAUGGCGGAGAACCGCACCCGGUGCAACAUCUGCGGCGUUCCAAUCAGUAGACUUAUACGGGAGUACAAUGUUCGCGCAAGCACUAAUACAGAAAAGGCCUACUUUAUUGGUAGAUUUUGUUCAGGUGUGCCGCCCUUUUCAAAGAAAAAAAAUGUUGAGAAUAAGUGGACUAUUCACAAGGAUGGUCUUCAAGGCCGUCAGCUGACAGAUGCUCUGCGGGAAAAGUUCAAGAAUAAGCCCUGGGUUUUGGAGGAUGAAACUGGCCAGCAUCAGUAUCAAGGUCAACUUGAAGGGUCGCAAUUUGCUACCUAUUAUUUGCUUGUGAUGCAUGGGAAGGAGUUUGUAGCAAUACCUGCAUGUUCUUGGUACAACUUUAACAAAGUUGCUCAAUACAAGCAAUUGACCUUGGAAGAAGCUGAAGAGAAGAUGAACAAGAGAAAACAUAAUGCUACUGGUUAUGAAAGAUGGAUGAUGAAAGCAGCAGCUACUGGAGCUGCAGCUUUUGGUGAAAUAAAUAAAUCUGAGGGCUUUGGUAGUGGUGGUGGUGCUGAGGGGUUUCGGCCUAAGAAGGUAAAAGGUGAGGAGAAUGGCGAUCAUUCUGAUAGAGGCGAGGAAAAUGAGCAAGAAGAAGAAUCAAGGAAGACUAGGCUUGGGCUCCACAGAAAGGGUGGAGAUGAUGAUGAGGAUGGUGGAAAAGGGGACGAUAUGGAUGAUGAUGACAUUGAAAAAGGUGAUGAUUGGGAGCAUGAAGAAAUAUUUACUGAUGAUGAUGAAGCUGUUGGAAAUGAUCCAGAAGAACGGGAAGAUCUGGCUCCUGAAAUUCCUGCUCCUCCUGAAAUUAAGCAGGAUGAAGAUGAUGAAAUUGAAGGUGAAGAAGGUGGGCUGAGUAAAUCUGGGAAGGAAUUGAAGAAGUUACUUGGCAAAGCUGCCGGGCUUAAUGAAUCUGAUGCUGAAGAAGAAGACGAUGAUGAUGAUAUGGAUGAUGAGACUACAAUUUCUCCGGUGCUUGCCCCAAAACAAAAGGAUGCACCAAAAGAUGAACCUGCUGACAACAGUCCUGCAAAACCAGCAUCUGGAUCUGCUCGAGGGACACCAUCUAGCUCCAAAUCAUCUAAGUCAAAGAAAAAGACGGGGAAUGAUGAUGGGAAGCCUGGUGCAAGUACACCGGCAAAGAAGGAAACUAAAACAUCAUCUAUCAAGGAGGAGUCGCCCUCUACCAUUCAAGUUGGUGCAUCUUCAAGAGGUUUAUCUUCUGCAGCUGCAAGAGCAACACCAACACCUAGUGGCCCUGUUACAGAGGAUGAAAUUAGGUCUGUUCUAUUAGCGAUGGCUCCAGUCACAACACAGGACCUGGUUGCUAAUUUCAAGGGAAGAAUUAAAUUGAAAGAGGAUAAAGCUGCUUUUGCAGAUAUUCUUAAGAGAAUAUCCAAAAUUCAGAAGACUAACGGUCUAAACUACGUCGUGUUGAGAUAAGCUAAAUUUUGUUCUGAAGUCUUCUUUGCUCAUAUUUUCCUGAACUUUAUUUUGUUAUGUAAAACCAACCCCUUUGUGUUGAAUGAGAUUAAUGAUUAUGAUGAUCUGUUCAGUGUUAAAUUGUGAGAGGUUGUCAUAUUUAUGAGAAAGAAGAUUGUAAAUAAAUUCAGAUUGGGGAAAAUUUGCAUAUCUUCAAUUGAUUUAUGAUGGGUUUUAUAGUCA
This is a messenger RNA of Dendrobium catenatum, 2029 nucleotides long. RefSeq names its product transcription initiation factor IIF subunit alpha. Gene Ontology annotation, biological process: transcription initiation at RNA polymerase II promoter; positive regulation of transcription elongation by RNA polymerase II. Gene Ontology annotation, molecular function: RNA polymerase II general transcription initiation factor activity; TFIIF-class transcription factor complex binding; DNA binding. Bases 224 to 1807 code for a protein of 527 amino acids. The transcript has 9 exons. The record is from RefSeq and is a predicted model, not a curated record. Lineage: Eukaryota; Viridiplantae; Streptophyta; Magnoliopsida; Asparagales; Orchidaceae. Gene Ontology annotation, cellular component: nucleus; transcription factor TFIIF complex.